CCACGUGGCAUUCUCCCCGGUAUUGGUAUUCGUAUCCAUAUUGGCAAUCAAGGAACAUGAGUAUUGUGGGCAGAAUGCGGCGAUCAUCUUGCAGAGUCCACAGACAGCUCUUUGGAAUCCUGCCAGCAUCAUCUACACCCUGUAUCGAGCGAGGAGCAUCCGGAUGUGACGGGAGAAUGACACGUGGCAUCCGAUGCUGCGGGGAGGUUACACUUCCCCUCCGCAGUAGUACCACUCUUUGUUCAAGGCUCCUCUCCUCCAACACCACCAAGCUGUACGGAGGCCCCCAACCUGAAGGCAUUAAUCAACAACUGCCGGCAAAUGAAUUCUUACCGGCGCCUUCUGCCUCCUCCCUCCACCGUCUCCUCGCCUCCUCCUCCUCCUCCUCCUCCUCCUCCUCCUCCUCCUCUUCUUCUUCUUCUUCUUCGUCUUCGUCUUCUUUCACGAGGCCUUCCUCACGACCAUCGUUGUUCUGUCCUGCUAGAUGUAGAGAUAGCGGGACUUUCGACGGAGGUGUGGUAGUACUGCGUGCCCUGAAGGCGGCAUGGUCGCUCCCGCUGACCUCAAGGUUGCAUGGAUAUGGCGGCUGUGAUGGAGGAUCGCAGAUCCUCUCAUCUUCUUCCUCCUCCCCCUUGCAUCCACGUUUGACGUGCAGUCUGUUUGGAACCGACUGGCAUUGCCAAUCUGUCUCUUGCUCGACUGGUUCUCCGUCGUCGAUGCGGUUUUUUUGGUCCUCUUCCCCUGCUCAAUCAGUCUCCAAUUCCCUCUCACCACCAUUCUCAUUCCGGUCGACCUCCUCCUCCUCCUCCUCCUCCUCCUCUACUUCCUCGUUAUCUUCGUCGCCUCUGUCAUCGUCAACAGGGUGCUCAACGACAUCGCCGCCUGCUCACGGGGCCAGCUCGAGUGCUCCCCCCUCCUCCUCCAUUCUAGAGGACUCUUCAGCUUUGGUCAUGAGUGACGAGGAGUUGAAGGCCAUUCUGCACCAGGCGAGCGUCGUCGAUCUAAGGAAGAAGCUGGACUCCAUAGCUAGACCUUGCAUCUCGCUCACCGAGCUGCGUUCCCUCUGUGUUGAGUGCGAAGCCGCUGCCUCGGAGACGGAGGCUGCCGCCGUGAUCGAGGCUCUCGUCAAGUCGGGAUCUGUGUUCAUUUUUCGCGGGAAAGUCUUGACCAGACCCCUUGAAUUGGCCGAGAAGAUUGGGAUGGUGGUCCCGGAGAUUGCCGACGGCGCCAAUGUGGAGGAAAAGGAAACGGAGAAGAUCGAGGCGGAGCUUCAGGAGCUGCGCAAGCUUAAGGACGACAUAGAUUAUGCCGCCUACAGGCAUACCCGACGAUGGCUCUGGACCGGCUUGGCGGUCGUUUCCGCUCAGUGGGUCGUCUUCUUCCGACUAACUUAUUGGGAACUCUCUUGGGAUGUGAUGGAACCAGCGGCGUUCUUCUGCACGCUGGGCACCGCUAUCUUAGGAUACACCUAUUUCUUGUUGACGUCAUCGAAUCCCAGUUACGAGAACGUGAUGAAACGGAUCUUCUAUGGGAGACAGAGGAAAAUGCUGAGGCGCAAAAACUUCGACGUAGAUCGGGCCGAUAGCUGGGCCUAGUACUGCUGACAAGUACUUCCUAAAGGUGUGCCCGUUAACAAACCUCGAUUUUAGGA
This is a messenger RNA of Chara braunii, 1651 nucleotides long. Lineage: Eukaryota; Viridiplantae; Streptophyta; Charophyceae; Charales; Characeae. The record is from the annotation of a GenBank genome assembly.